Molecule: messenger RNA, 1113 nt
Organism: Xylona heveae TC161
Lineage: Eukaryota; Fungi; Ascomycota; Xylonomycetes; Xylonales; Xylonaceae
Product: kinase-like protein
Exons: 2
Biological process (GO): mitotic DNA damage checkpoint signaling; protein phosphorylation
Cellular component (GO): cytoplasm; nucleus
Molecular function (GO): protein serine/threonine kinase activity; ATP binding
Source: RefSeq, a predicted model, not a curated record
GAUCCAGUCCCCUAUGAACCUUUUUUGAAUAAACCUUUGAGCCAAGGUUCAACCUCAUUGAUUGCAAAAAUAAGCCCGGGUGUUGUUAUCAAAUACCCUCGGUAUUCGUGGUGGCAUUCCGAGGCGCCAGGAACCCAACCCAUGGUCAAAGCCAUGAAGGAUAGCUUCAAGGUUGAAAGGCAACUCUUGGAAAUUUUGGGGAGCCACCCUAGGAUAAUACGCUAUAUUGGCGUUUCCAAGGAGCCCCGUGGAUUACUUUUUGCCGAAGCUAGUGAAGGUAAUCUGCAGGAUUACAUUGAUAAACACAAUGAUUCCAUCAAUCUACAUGUGCGAUUAAAAUGGUGUUUUCAGACAACAGAAGCUAUCCAUUAUAUUCAUCAGAAGGGCAUGAUACACUCUAACCUACGACCAGAGAACUUUUUAUUACACUCCUAUUCUCCUGAUGAGCCCGAACUUCUUCUCUGUGACUUUGGAGGGUCGACAAAUGGUACAAUAGAUGGUGGACACCUUCCCGACUCAGGCUUUUUCGAUUCACGCAAACCAUACAAGUCAUCAGAGGCUAUGGACAUAUUUAGUCUCGGAUCAGUUUUCUACACGAUAAUGACUGGUCAUUGGCCGUACAGAUCACCUGGGCCUUUCAGCUCGGUGGCAGAGAGGAAUGAAUAUGGAGAUAUGGUAGACGGCCACUUUCAAUCCCAAAAGUAUCCACCAGUUGAUGGUCUUAUUGGUGGUGCUGUGAUAAGAGGAUGUUGGACUGAACGCUACAGUAAUGUGGGGGCACUUAUUCGAGAUCAACACUUGUCUUACAUUUAACUUGUUGUUGAGGGUGCUAAGUGGCUCAAACAGCAAUCUGACAAAUUGAGCCAUCCCUUUGCCCUUCCUCCAAUUCCCCAACUGCGGGGCUUCUGCAUUAGCUCGAAGAAGCUCUGUGAUCGUUCUGCCUUCUCUCAAUCCGCGCCUAGAAGAGAAAUGAUAAUGCAAGCCACGCAUGUGGAUGUGCGGAGUCGGUAUAGUCUGGGCGUCAUGCUACUGUGUAGUCAUGGUAUGUCUUCGCUUGUCUGGCACAUGGCGCAACGAGGGGCAAGUUCAGGGAGAUACCUGUGAGUCGCCUGG